Messenger RNA from Saprolegnia parasitica CBS 223.65, 1020 nucleotides. RefSeq lists its product as hypothetical. Lineage: Eukaryota; Oomycota; Saprolegniomycetes; Saprolegniales; Saprolegniaceae. The coding region runs from base 1 to 1020 and encodes 339 amino acids. Gene Ontology annotation, cellular component: mitochondrial inner membrane. Gene Ontology annotation, biological process: thiamine pyrophosphate transmembrane transport. Gene Ontology annotation, molecular function: thiamine transmembrane transporter activity. The transcript is spliced from 3 exons. The record is from RefSeq and is a predicted model, not a curated record.
AUGCAAGAGAAGGAGCUCUGGACCAACCUCGUCGUCGCCGUCGUCUGCAUCGCCAUCAUCCUGCUUCCGUCCGUCCUCUUCCGCGUCCCGAAGCACCUUGAUCGCGUCCCAGCCCAGAAGAAGAAGCAGAAGACGUACGCCAAGCUCGACGUGUGGGAAGGCGCUGUCGCGGGCGCGGUCGCGGGUGGCGCGACGCGGGUCCUCGCCGCGCCUCUGGAUCUGCUCAAGAUCCGCUUCCAAGUCCACGCUGCGCCAUCAACGCCACACGAUCUCGGCACGCGCCUGCUCCGCGCCGUGGCCCACAUUUACGGCGAAGAGGGCGUCCGCACCUUCUGGCGCGGCAACGUUGCCGCCACGGGCCUCUGGGUCUCGUACGCUGCGAUUCAAUUCGCGUGCUACCAAGCACUUCAAAACUCGGUCGUACGCCACGACCAUACGCUGUCGUGGGUCUGGUACAGCGGCAGCGGCGCGAUCGCCGGCGUUGUUGCGACCGUGGCCACGUACCCGCUCGACCUCUGUCGAACGGUCCUCGCCAGCCAAGGCGUCCCCAAAGUCUUUCCCAACAUGCGGUCGUUUGCGAGCCACAUGUAUGCGAACCAGGGCCCGCGCGGCUUCUUUCAAGGUCUAAGCCCGACCGUGCUCCAGAUCGCGCCGUACAUGGGCCUCAGCUUUGGCAUCUACUCGACGCUCGCCGACCUCUCGACGACGCAUCCGGUAUUGCAUGCCAUUGGAAACGGUGCCAUUGCAGGGUUUGUAUCCAAGCUCAUUGUGUACCCGCUCGACACGGUCAAGAAGCGCAUGCAGAUGCAGGGCAUUCCACGCCCGGCCGCGUACGGCGCAUCGAUCCCGAGGUACGCCUCGUCUUGGCGUUGCGGCCUCGACAUUGUGCGACGUGAAGGGAUCGCGGGCCUGUACAAGGGCACGGUGCCUAGCUUGAUAAAGUCGGGUGUCACCCACAGCUGCACGUUUACAGUCUACGAAGCCACCGUAUCGGUCCUUCGGCGCCUCGACGCUGCAUAG